CAGUCUGUCACCGCCUCUCGUCUCAUGCUCUCACAAGUCGCAGUAUCGCUCUCUUCUUCUCUCUUCUCGCCGGCGCAGGUGGCAACCUCACAGAGUCACUGCCGCCGACCGACGGCGGCACUUGCGUUUUGUUGGAGAAAGAUGUAUAGAGCACGAGCUGAAGGCCUAACCUUCACGAAGGAACCAUAUAUUGAGGAUGUUGGACCACGCAGAAUCAAGAGCAUGCAAUUCACGGCAUUAUCAGAGUCUGAGAUCAGUAAAAUUGCCGAGGUUCAAGUUGCAAAAGGUUCAUAUUAUGAUUCAAGUAGACAGCCAUUUGAGAAUGGCUUGUUGGAUCCGCGCAUGGGCCCUGCUAAUAAGAGUUGCACAUGUGCAACAUGCCAUGGGAAAUUUGCUGACUGUCCAGGGCACUACGGAUACUUAAACCUUGCUCUUCCAGUUUUCAAUGUUGGGUAUAAAGAAAAAAUUUUGCAAAUAUUGAAGUGCAUUUGUAAGGGCUGUGCCCGCAUUCUCCUAGAUGAAGAUUCUUGUAAAGAACGCUUGAAGAAGAUGAGAAGCCCCAAAAUAGAGCCUUUGAAGAAGAUUGCAAUAGCUAAAAGUCUUAUUGAUAAAUGUAGUGCCAUGUCAAGUAGCAAAGCGGUGAAGUGUCUAAGAUGUGGAUUUAUCAAUGGUCCAGUGAAGAAGCUUGUGUCUAGUCUAGGCAUUAUGCAUGAUACUUCAAAAUGUAUUGAUGGCAAUGUGGAAGAGUUUCGAUCUGCAAUUUCUCAUACAAGAGAGUCUAGGGCUCCCAUCAACUUGACUACUCAUGUUCUAAACCCUCACAGAGUUCUUUCCCUCUUCAAAAGGAUGCGUGAUGAGGACUGUGAAUUACUUGAUCUUGCAGACAGACCUGAGAAAUUCAUUAUGACGAACAUGGCUGUGCCACCUAUAGCUAUUCGACCUUCAGUUAUAAUGGAUGGUUCCCAGAGCAAUGAAAAUGAUGCAACAGAGAGGCUAAGGCAAAUAAUACAAGCAAAUGCUACCCUUCGCCAUGAAUUACAGGAAGCUAGCGGGGCAUUCAAAUCUCUGGAUGGCUGGGAAAUACUCCAAGUUGAGGUUGCUCAAUUCAUAAAUAGUGAUGUGCGUGGUAUUCCAUUUAAUAUGCAACGUGCCAAGCCGUUGGCUGGCUUUGUUCAACGCCUUAAAGGAAAGCAGGGGCGUUUUCGUGGCAACUUAUCAGGGAAACGUGUUGAGUUUACUGGCAGGACAGUCAUUUCACCGGAUCCUAAUCUGAAAAUUUCUGAGGUCGCAAUACCAAUACAUAUGGCUCGUAUAUUGACUUUUCCUGAGUGUGUUUCUAGUCACAACAUUGAGAAGUUGAGACAGUGUGUGAGAAAUGGCGCUGAUAAGUAUCCAGGUGCAAGGUUGCUUAGACAUGCUGGUGGUCCAACGAGGUCCUUAAAAAUUUCUUUUCGGAAGCGCCUUGCAGAUGAAUUGAGGUAUGGUGAUAUUGUUGAUCGUCAUUUGGAAGAUGGAGACAUUGUUCUUUUCAAUAGACAACCAAGCUUGCAUCGGAUGUCUAUCAUGUGUCAUAGGGCUAGAGUUAUGCCUUGGAGAACUUUGAGAUUCAAUGAAUCGGUCUGCAACCCAUAUAAUGCUGACUUUGAUGGUGAUGAGAUGAAUUUACAUGUCCCGCAGACUGAGGAGGCACGAACAGAGGCUGUUUUAUUGAUGGGGGUGCAAAACAAUUUAUGCACACCAAAGAAUGGGGAAAUUCUGGUUGCCUCUACUCAAGACUUUUUAACCUCCUCCUUCUUGAUAACAAGAAAAGAUACUUUUUAUGAUCGUUCUACUUGUGCACUUAUUUGUUCAUACAUGGGUGAUGCCAUGGAUAUUGUCGAUCUGCCAACUCCAGCAGUUAUAAAGCCAGUAGAGCUUUGGAGUGGGAAACAGAUAUUUAGUGUUCUAAUGCGCUCUCAUGCAAAUGUGAGGACCUAUGUGAAUCUUACUGUUAAGGAAAAAAUCUACAGCACAAAGCUUGAUGACAGGAAAAGAGAGUUGAAAACAAUGUGUCCUAAUGAUGGUUUUGUUUAUAUUCGUAACAGUGAGCUGAUCUCUGGGCAACUUGGAAAGGUUACUUUAGGAAAUGGAAAUAAGGAUGGACUUUUCUCGGUUCUGCUAAGAGACUAUAAAGCGCAUGCUGCAGCCUCUUGCAUGAACCGUUUAGCCAAGUUGAGUGCUCGAUGGAUAGGCAAUCGUGGGUUCUCCAUAGGCAUUGAUGAUGUCCAACCAAAAGAGGUAUUGAUCAACAAGAAAGAUGAUACAAUUUCAGAUAACUAUAGAAAAUGUGACGAUUUUAUCGAGGCUUUCAAUAAAGGAAAGCUAGAACUCAAAGCCGGUUGUGAUGCUGCUCAAACAUUAGAGGCUCUGAUAACUGGUGUAUUGAACGGUGUUCGAGAUACUGCAGGGAAGGUUUGCAUGCAAACACUGCACUGGAGAAAUAGUCCCUUGAUCAUGUCACAGUGCGGCUCCAAAGGAUCUCCUAUAAAUAUCAGCCAAAUGGUUGCCUGUGUUGGUCAACAGUCUGUUGGGGGUCGUCGAGCCCCCAAUGGAUUCAUGGAUCGGAGUCUUCCUCAUUUCCCAAGAAAAGCAAAAACUCCUGCAGCGAAAGGUUUUGUAGCCAAUUCCUUUUAUAGUGGAUUGUCAGCUACAGAGUUUUUCUUCCAUACAAUGGGAGGGCGAGAAGGGCUGGUUGAUACUGCGGUGAAAACUGCUGACACUGGUUAUAUGUCUCGUAGAUUAAUAAAAGCUUUGGAGGACUUGUAUGUCCACUAUGAUAACACCGUAAGAAACGCUAAUAGUUCUGUAGUCCAAUUUUGCUAUGGAGAUGAUGGCAUGGAUCCAGCUGGCAUGGAAGGGAAAGAUGGAAAACCUUUGAAUUUUGAGCGGUUGUUUAUGAGAACCAAGGCUAUAUGUCCCAGUGAUGGAGAUGAUGAAAUCCUAUCCUCCUCUGAUGUAUGUAAAGUAGUGCAAAACAAACUGUCAAAAUUUGGUAUGUUGGGAGAGAAAGGAGCUUCAGAGGAUGAUAUAAGCUCUGAUGUGGGUUGCUCUGCUGAAUUCAUCAAUUCUCUCCAGUCCUUCAUCAGAGAUAACAUUGGAGUCUUAUCAGAAACAGAUGAAACUUUCGUCAAUGAUGACACUAGAAAUCAGAAAAAAUUUAUUCAGAGAAUAUCUGGUGUUACUAAUAAACAGCUAGAGGUUUUCCUGGAUAUAUGUCUUUCUCGAUACCGUUCAAAAAGGAUUGAGGCUGGAACUCCAAUUGGUGCCAUUGGUGCUCAAAGUAUUGGAGAGCCUGGGACACAGAUGACUUUGAAAACUUUCCACUUUGCUGGAGUUGCAAGCAUGAAUGUUACUCUUGGAGUUCCACGUAUCAAAGAAAUAAUAAAUGGCGCCAAAAGAAUCAGCACACCUAUCAUUACUGCAAUACUUGAGAAUGAUGAUAAUGCUAAUACGGCGAGGAUGGUAAAAGGUCGCAUUGAGAAAACAAACUUGGGCCAGAUAGCAAAGGGCAUAAAAAUUGUGAUGACGUCAAGAUUAGCAUCAAUUGUUAUCACACUCGACAUGGAAAGAAUCCAAGAUGCACAAUUGAAUAUAGAUGCUAAUAUUGUAAGGGAAUCGAUUUUGCAGGCUCCAAAAAUAAAAUUGAAGCCAGAGCACAUUAAGGUUUUGGAUAUCAAAAAGCUUGAAGUUGUACCCCCUGAUGCAGAUAGAAGUAAAAUCAAUUUUCAACUUAACUAUCUGAAGAAUUUGCUUCCAUCAGUUGUAGUAAAGGGAAUUAAGACUGCGGAACGUGUUGUUAUCAGUAAAGAAGAAGAUAAAGUGACAAGGAUGGAGAAAUUCAAAUUGUUGGUAGAAGGCACGGGCCUUCAAGAGGUUAUGGGCAUUGAGGGAGUUGAAGGACGUAAAACGCUUAGUAAUCAUAUCAUUGAAGUAGAGCAGACUCUGGGAAUUGAAGCAGCCAGAAAGUGUAUCAUUGAAGAGAUAAAGUUUACAAUGGGAAGCCAUGGAAUGAGUAUAGAUGCACGCCAUAUGAUGCUUUUGGCCGAUGUGAUGACCUUCAGGGGUGAAGUCCUUGGAAUAACAAGAUUUGGAAUCCAAAAGAUGGACAAGAGUGUAUUAAUGCUCGCAUCAUUCGAGAAGACUGCGGAUCACCUUUUCAAUGCUUCUGUGCAUGGAAGAGAUGAUCAGAUUGAAGGAGUAAGUGAAUGCAUAAUCAUGGGCAUACCGAUUCAAAUAGGCACCGGAAUGAUCAAAGUUAAACAAAGAUUGGAUCCUCCGGCGCUGUGUCAAGGUCCCGAUCCUAUUCUGUCUUGAGUUCAUAGUUGUAUAAUUGCUGUGAAGAUAAGAUCAUUCUGUGCAGAGUACUGAAGCAUCAGAAAUUCACUUUUUGGCGUGCCUGCCUGUUCUUAAGAUUACAAACUCUUCCCAUGGCUCAACGUUUUUAUAGAGAUGCAGAAAUUUCAAGGCAUGAGAACAUUUCCAGUCGUGGGGAAUGAGGAGAGACUGAUACAAGAGAAUUAAUUGUAUAUAGGGUUUAUAUUUUAUAAUUAUACUCCACUUCUAUUUUAUUCCCCCAAAUGCGCCAUGUGCGUUCGAUUUUGUGCAAUUAGGCUGACGCAAAAGGUCUCAUAUAGCUGAUUCUUUGUUAAGAAUGAUUAGAAUUGAUGACAUGAUUAUAACAAUAAUUUAUUAUAAUACUAUGAAAAAUAAAUAAGGAGGAAAGAAAUGGGAGGCUUUUCUAAUCUUGAAACUAAAAA
This is a messenger RNA of Neltuma alba, 4796 nucleotides long. RefSeq names its product DNA-directed RNA polymerase III subunit 1. Lineage: Eukaryota; Viridiplantae; Streptophyta; Magnoliopsida; Fabales; Fabaceae. Gene Ontology annotation, molecular function: DNA-directed RNA polymerase activity; DNA binding. The coding region runs from base 25 to 4353 and encodes 1442 amino acids. The transcript is spliced from 28 exons. The record is from RefSeq and is a predicted model, not a curated record. Gene Ontology annotation, biological process: DNA-templated transcription.